GCUCCAUCCAAGGAAGCUGUUUUUACCUUCUUCUGUUUAUUAUUUUUUUCCUUUUUUCUGCCUCUUUCUUCUUUUUCAUCUCCUCUAUUUUUUCUUCCUCGUUCGGAGAAUUUCAUGUUCCGUCCCCUAAUCUUAUUCUUUGCGGUUUAGCACGUAGAGCAUCGGAUCGAGAGAGAGAGAGAGAGAGAGAGAGAGAGAGAGAGAGAGGCCAGUCCUAGUGAAGCAGUGUCCUUGGAUUUCUUCCAUCCCGUAUGCUAUGUCCUUCUCAAGUUUUUUGUUUUCUUUGUUAUUUCCCUUGUUCUUUAAAUGGGGUAAGGACCGGUAGGGAGAAUAGAUAUUUUAGUUUUUGAUUUUUUUAAAAUAAUUUUCUAUUGGUUUUUGGAUUGUACCGUAUGGUUGGCACUUGAACUUGGGGAUCUCGUUUAUUGCGUCAUCAUGAUGAUAGUGGAUUUUGUCUUUAACUAGCUUUUCUAUUAUCUGCGUUGGUUUUACUAGCGUUCUUUGAUUCGUCUUGUUUAACCUCCAAUCAUCAGAUAAUUGAUUUUAUUAGUGUCUGUUUCAGGGAUUCGUUCUCCUGGCUUAGGGAUUUUAUACUUGUUUACUUUAAAUUGGGUUAUUUUCUUUUGAUAAUGUUUCUGUCAUUUCUGGUGAUUAUGUUUCCAAAUUUCUCUACUUGCCCCAAUUCCUUCGAGAUUUUAUCAUGGAUCUGGGUCUAUUACCAUUCAUCUCUUCAGAUCCUGAUUGAUUUAGUGCUAACUGGACGGUAGAAGGAUGACUGUUGUGUCUUUCUCUGGGGCAAAUUCUAACUCUAAAUUUUCAACUCAACCUUAGUUUCAACUAAAUUUGGAAUUUUGCACUACAUUUACAACAAAAGUGUUAUAACAUAUAAUUUUUAUUAGUUUGAUUGAAUUACUUCUGUUAUAUGCGAGCUUUGCAUUUUUUGUUCCUUUCUUUUUCAUUUUCUUCUUGUAGCAUACUGAUUGGUGGAGCAUUUGGAUUUGUAUGGUUGGAUUCAGAUGAAUACAUGUGCCAAUCAUGUCUCCUAAAACAGACACUUCUAGUGAAGAUCAGUCACGGCACUACAAGUCCAGUCAGGGCAAUUAUGGUGAAGAAUCUUUUAUAAUGGACGAUUCUCUUAGUUGUAUAUCAGGCUGUGAAAUCUGUUCUUCAAGCUUUAGUGAUAUACAGGCUACUCUGAAUGUGCAGGGCAGGGAGGAUGGUUAUGCUACCUUAAAUACUGAUGAAAAACUGAGAGAUUUCAAGGAAAAGUCUUCUCUUGAUGGGAGCAAUGAAGGUGGCUCCAGAUGUCACAUUUCAUCUGGAAAAAAAAUAUCAUCUAGUUCAUUUGAAAAUAACGAAGACGAAAACAAAUUAAGCAAUGGCAUCUUGGAUGAUGCUCAAUCCAAAAAUUCUAGGCUUGUUUCGUAUCAUAUUCAAAAUCACAUGGAUGGCGAUAUUCUUCCAUGGUUUCCUGAUUUCGAAUCAGAUCCUUACAUCUGGCUACCUCCUGAACCAGAAAACAUGGAAGAUGACAAACCCAGCAUUGCUGACAAUCAUGAUGAUGAUGAGUACAGCAGUACAGAGUGGAAACAGGCAAGUUCUUUAAGCAGUUUGGAUGAGCAUCAUGGAAGCAUUCAAACUUCCAGAGAGAAAAGACAAAAGGCAAUGUUAGAAGCAAUGAAUGGACAAUUCAAGAUUCUCGUUAGUCGUUUUUUAGCAUCAGAAGGUGUUACUUUUUCUAGGAUAGAUGAUGAUAAUGGGUGGGUAGACAUUGUUGCUUCCCUAUCUUGGAAAGCUGCAUUGCUUGUGAAGCCAGAUGCUACUGAAGGACGAGCAAUGGAUCCUGGGGAAUAUGUGAAGGUGAAAUGUAUAGCAUCUGGUAGUCCUCAACAGAGCGAACUGAUCAAUGGAUUAGUGUUUAAGAAGAAUGCUGCUCAUAAGCACAUGCAGACCAAGUUCAAAAAUCCUAAACUCCUACUUCUUCAGGGGAUCCUUGGCCAUUCUUCUGUAGGUUUAUCAUCAUUUAACUCCAUGGAGCAGGAAAAGGAAUAUUUGAAGAGCAUGACUGAAAUGAUAGAGGCUUGUCAUCCAAAUGUGGUUUUAGUGGAGAAAAAUAUUUCUCGUGACAUACAAGAAUCUCUGAUCGAGAAAGGAAUAACUAUGGUGUCCGAUAUGAAGCAUCAUCGGUUGGCAAGGAUUUCUUUAUGUACUGGUUCUCCUAUAAUUUCUUCUUCUAAUUUUCCAACGAAAUUGAUCCUGCCACAUUGCGACUUUUUCCACAUUGAAAGGUUUGUGGAAGAAUAUAGUAAUGUUAGUGAAGGUGGAAAAAAGCCAAGCAAAACCUUAAUGUAUCUAGAAGGAUUUCAAAAACCAUUGGGUUUUACUAUAUUGCUGAAGGGUGCUGAGAGUAAUGAACUGAAACAGAUUAAGCGGGUUGUUCAAUACACAGUUUUUGCCGGAUACCAUUUGAUACUUGAGACUUCAUUCUUGGCAGAUCAAAGAGUGUUUUUCACUGAUAAUAAUGUUGCAAGAAGAGAAAGUGGAAAUUUGAAUAGUGAACCAUUUUGCUUGAUUAACCAUGAAGGUUGUUUGUCUUUUGUAGCUUCAGAGCAAGGAGUAGAUGUUCCAAUAUGCAGUGGUUCAUUUGGUAGUUUUAAAGAUGGGAUGACAUCAUCAGAUUCUCACUUAGCAUAUAUGAUUUCUGAAAAAUCUGGUUUUGUUGACACAAAUAUGUUAGGCUCCUUUCAAUCUAGAAAUUUGCCAUCUCUUCUCUCUUCCCAUCAUGGAGACAAAUCUACUUCCAAUGCUGAAUCUUCUUCAGUAGAGUUUGUCAUUCAAAAUACAAUAUACGAUGGAAAAAAAACUGAUCACAGAAUCUCAGAAAACUCUGAAACUAAAGAAGUAAAGCUAGGUAAUGGAGCUUUUGAUUAUAAGGGCAAUCGGAUCAAGGGCUCUAUUAAUGUCGACGAUGAUGCUUACAUUUCUAAGAAACAACAGAAGGAUGAAGUUGAGAGUGUAUUGGAUUCACAGAGUAUUUUGGUUUUACUUUCAAAACAGUGUAUAACAAAAGCAACCAUAUGCGAUCAGAGUCAUCUUUCCCGUAUUAAAUAUUAUGGGUACUUUGACAUUUCACUAGGACGAUUUCUGAAAGAUAUGUUGCUUGAUCAGAGUGGUUGCACUUCUUGUGGUGAACCACCAGACGCACAUGUUUACUCUUACACUCAUCAGAAUGGGAAUUUAAGUGUAUACAUCAAGAAAAUUUCUCCUGAUUUCCAUCUGCCCGGUGAGUCUGAAGGGAAAAUUUGGAUGUGGACUCGUUGUUUGAGAUGUAAGAAUGGAAGUGAGAUACCCACAAGGAGAGUCCCCUUAUCUAGUUCGGCAUGUAGUCUUUCAUUUGGGAAGUUCUUAGAACUCAGUUUCUCUGGUCAUUCUGCAGCUAGUAGGCUAUCUGACUGUGGCCAUUCAUUGCACAGGGAUUUCCUACGUUUUUUUGGAUUAGGCUCGAAGGUUGCUAUGUUUGUUUAUUCAUCAAUCAAGAUAUAUGUUGCUUGUAAACCACCACCUGUUUUGGAGUUCCAUGAUCCAAAAGGACAAGAGUGGUUUAAGAGAGAAAUGAAAGAUGUUCUUUCUCGAGGGUGCAAACUUUUCUCUGAAGUUUCAGACCUGUUGCAGAACUUAAAGUCUAGAUAUAUUGGCACUCAAGUCAAACAAUGUGCUAAGAUCUCAGGUUCACUCAAAGGAUUUGCUGAAGUUGAAGAGAUGUUGAUACUGGAAACGGCUGAAUUUGAGGCUUCUUUGCUGAAGGCAACUUAUGAGGUUCUUGGUUUAAAGUGGCUUAACCAGGAGCUCCUUCUUGAGUUAUAUAUUUGGGACCGCCGUUUAGAUUGCCUUUUCCGAGAUAUGAAAUGCCCAAGGGAAAGUGUGCUUGUAGUUGAUGAAGUUUCCACAGUGCCUAGUCAUGAAGAUGAAACAACCUCUUCUGCUGAUGACAUACAAAUUGAUGCUGAUGUUCAAUCAACUAAAAUUUUUGUUGAGACAAAUGAUAACUCCAAUAAGCUUCUUGAUAUUGGUUUGGCUGAGUUGGUACAAUCAGACAGAAAGUUUUCUGAUAAAUCACUGAAUGAUGUGUUGGUAUCAUCUUCUCUUGAACUCCCACGGAAACCAGGUGAUUUACCUUCAUCUCCCAGAGAUAGUAACAGUAAUGAGAAAGUGUCUGCAUAUAUUUCCAGUGACAUACAAUUUGAUCAUUCUAUAGAAGCUGUUGAAGAUCCUUUUGUCAAUAAAGCAAUUGAUGAUCUGAAAGAUGACGAGGCAGUUGCUGAUUCCGAAAUGACUACUAAACCCUCUGUGAAUGAUUCUUCUACAAGUGUUUAUGCAAAAUCAGAAGGUCCAGAAGAAUUGAUUUGGGCUCCAUUUUCUGAUUUAAAGAGGGAAUACAGAAAGGAUCUCAAUGGUGGCUCAUAUCGAAAGUUCAAAUUUAUUAAUGCCUACACGCCAUCUUAUCUUUCUCCAUUGCAUCAGCUUUCUUCUGGUGAAAUGGACUCAUUACACUUUCCAAUCGGCCCUGGUGAGAAUAUCCUAUCUGUUACCCAGGAUGAGAUAUCAAGUAUAAUUGCCUGUGCACUUUCCAUAUCUGAAGAUCAUUCUACCUUGUCAGACAAUGAACCAAAGGAGCUACGUAAAUCUUAUAGCUUGACAUCUGAUAGUUCUGGGAUCUCUACAAAUUGGGUUUCUACAGGAUCAUCAGAGACUGAAGGAAUAAAUAUGCCACACAGGAACUUUUCACUCUUGUCCGAUGAGUCUUUCACCUCAAUUUCUGAAGAUUCAGUAUCUGUUGAUCAUUUGCUAGCAUCAGAUACUCUGCAUCCUGAAGUGGCUGUGGGGAUGGAUAAGGUUUCUGGGAAAAGUAUUUUCUUUGUCGUUUGCAUAUAUGCGAAGCAAUUUUAUACUCUCAGAAAGAAAUGUUGUCCUUCAGAACUUGUUUACAUAACUUCCUUAAGCCGUUGCAAGAAGUGGGAUGCUCAAGGAGGGAAAAGCAAAGCUUUUUUUGCAAAGACACUGGAUAACAGGCUCAUAAUUAAACAAAUCAAGAAGACAGAACUGGAUUCCUUCCUAAAGUUUGGACCUGAUUAUUUUAAGCACGUUUUUCAUUCUUUCGAUUCAGGGAGCCAAACUUGUCUUGCUAAAAUCUUAGGAAUGUAUCAGGUUCGGCAAAUUAAGAAUGGGAAAGAAAUAAAAACUGAUCUCAUGGUGAUGGAAAAUCUUCUUUUUGGACAUGAAGUUUCACGAACAUAUGAUCUGAAGGGUGCUAGCUUUGCUCGAUAUGUCACUGAUGCAAAGUAUGGCAAAACAGUUCUCUUGGAUCAAAACUUUGUGGAGGACAUGUGUAAAUCCCCCAUAUAUCUGGGUGGGAAAACUAAACAUCUUCUUCAACGGGCCAUUUGGAAUGAUACUUCAUUUCUCACUUCUAUCAAUGUCAUGGAUUACUCUCUACUUGUUGGAGUGGAUGAUGAACGAAAAGAGCUUGUGUUUGGCAUUAUAGACUAUUUGAGGCAGUAUACAUGGGACAAGCAGCUGGAGACUUGGGUGAAAGCUUCGAUGGUCGUUCCCAAGAAUGAACUACCAACGGUUAUUUCACCUAAAGAGUACAAGAAAAGGUUCAGAAAAUUCAUGAGCAGAUACUUUUUAGCAGUUCCUCAUAGUUGGAACUAUGAACACUGUUCACUGACAUGCGUAUUUUGUGUCGAUGGAAAAAAGAAUUCGGCCAAAGUUCAUAAUGCAGAGCUGUCAGAUCAGUGAUAGAAAAAUUCAAAGUCCUUCUCGGCAGAAAAUUCAAUUUCAUUCUGAUUUUUUUUCUGUUCUUGCUUCGUUAUUGUAUAUAGUUAUUGCUUGUUCCUCUCACUAUUUGCGAUUUUAAAGCAAAUUUGUGGGUUAUGCUAGUUCCACUAUAUUUGUACCUAUAGUCAUUUUAAACAGAUUCAAAAUUUGGUGUUUCAUAGUGAUGUUUCAGUACAUACGUUUGUCAUCAAAUAAAAGCUAAGCAUUUUUGACCGUGGA
Molecule: messenger RNA, 6057 nt
Organism: Zingiber officinale
Lineage: Eukaryota; Viridiplantae; Streptophyta; Magnoliopsida; Zingiberales; Zingiberaceae
Product: putative 1-phosphatidylinositol-3-phosphate 5-kinase FAB1D
Exons: 13
Coding region: 1036-5799 (1587 amino acids)
Biological process (GO): phosphatidylinositol phosphate biosynthetic process
Cellular component (GO): endosome membrane
Molecular function (GO): ATP binding; 1-phosphatidylinositol-3-phosphate 5-kinase activity
Source: RefSeq, a predicted model, not a curated record